Messenger RNA from Sesamum indicum (sesame), 1415 nucleotides. Lineage: Eukaryota; Viridiplantae; Streptophyta; Magnoliopsida; Lamiales; Pedaliaceae. The record is from RefSeq and is a predicted model, not a curated record.
UUUAGGGUUUAACGGAAUGCAUCCCCUCAUUUCCGGUCAUCAGCAAUCGCUGUUUGGAAGCACGAUAUUCUAUAAUCCAAAACCCCAAAACCUCAAGACGAAAAUUUUGCAGCGUAGUUUAGAUAUAAAAAUACGUUUUUGCUUUAACCUGAAAACCGUCCAGAUACGGGCCCACGGUGCCAUAUAUAUAUACAUAUAUAGGCCACCUGGCUAGCUCCUUUCCUUCCUCCUCUGUUUCUCUUUGAUCCUCGUAUUCAUUCCUCCGUUUCAUUUCCACACAUAAGCGAGAGACAGCUUAAAAGCCCUAGCUCAUUUCCGUGUAAUUGAUUGAAAAUGCCGGUGAAGCGCAGCAGAGCGGUGGGUCCGUCGAGCCACCUCUUCAAGCAAGUUGCGACCAGCGUGGACGCUGGCGUCAAUCCGACUGCAGUUAUUAAGGCUGACGCCUCCGGAGGGUCGUCCCAAUCGAAGAUUUUGAACAUCGCUUAUCCGCUAAGUGUUGGAGAUUCUGAUCGGGUAAAAUUUGGGGUUUUCUUGGAGCGGUGUCACUAUUGCAAGAAGCGGAUCGCUCGGAAAUCUGAGUUUUUCAUGUGCUGGUUUCCUCCUUUCUAUAGAGCUCUUCAUGAAUCUAUCACCGGCUGGGUGGUGAUGUUCUCCAUUUACAUUUCCUAAGCUUCCUUCGAAUUCAAUCUCUUUUUCUUUCUGAGUUUGUUUGUCCUGUUGUAUUGUUAUUACUUAACUUUUAAUCUGUUCUAGAAGUAUUUCUUCAGUGCGCUUAAUUCUAGUUUUUCUUUAAAUUUAACUUUCUUUAGUUAAUCACCGGAUUAUGAUGGAAUUGAGUGUUAAGCUUAUUCUUUAUUGAUUAUUAAGCUUUUCUUAUUAGGUUUAUCUUUUGUCUUCUUACUUUAUUGAUCGCUAUAGAAGUAUGUUUUGCUAUCUUCAAUAUCGUAAAAGAUUCAGGAUUUUCUACGUUUAAUUUUAUUUAUAGGAAUCUAUGAAAAGUUUCUGUUGUUCAUUUCCUGAUUGAAUUACGAUUAAUCAACGCUUCAGUGACUAAUUUCUGAUGAUCAAAGGUAUUCAUGAUUUUAUUGCUUCAAUAGUUGUUUUGUCAAGUAUAUAAUUUAGUCAACUGAAACACCUACUUUAUUGACUUUGUUCUGCAUCAAAAAGAUGACUUGCAAUACAAAUACUCCUGAGGUAGUGAUUACUGUUACUUUUACAUGUUUUUCCCUCCUUUGCGUAAAAUCUACUCAAACUACUCAAUCGCUGAGACCAAAACCUUAAUUUUAAGUUUUAUAUAGAAGUAUCAUUGAUAUUUUAUUUUAUCUCUUGGGAACAUAUAGGAGCAACUAAUAGUACAGGAUAAGUAAUUUAUACUUUUCUGCAACCUAUGAUUAAUAAUACAUCUUUUGUUAAUC